UCGGCGCGGCGGUGGCGGGGAGCGGUGCGGCGGGACGAUGAGCGACAGCGGGGAGCAGAACUACGGCGAGCGGGAAUCCCGUUCUGCUUCCAGAAGCGGAAGUGCUCAUGGGUCUGGCAAGUCGGGGAGACACACCCCUGCAAGAUCUCGAUCUAAGGAGGAUUCCAGGCGUUCCAGGUCAAAAUCUAGAUCCAGGUCUGAAUCCAGAUCUAGAUCAAGGAGGAGUUCCCGUAGACACUACACAAGAUCACGCUCUCGUUCCCGCUCUCAUAGGAGAUCCAGAAGUAGGUCUUACAGUCGGGAUUAUCGGCGACGACACAGUCACAGCCAUUCACCCAUGUCUACUCGCAGACGUCAUAUUGGAAACAGGGCAAACCCUGACCCAAAUUGUUGCCUUGGUGUGUUUGGAUUGAGUCUGUACACCACAGAAAGAGAUCUGAGAGAAGUUUUCUCCAAGUAUGGUCCAAUUGCUGAUGUUUCCAUUGUGUAUGAUCAGCAGUCUCGGCGUUCAAGAGGAUUUGCAUUUGUGUACUUCGAAAACGUUGAGGAUGCUAAGGAAGCAAAAGAACGUGCCAAUGGAAUGGAGCUGGAUGGAAGAAGAAUCCGGGUGGACUUCUCCAUAACAAAAAGACCUCACACACCUACCCCUGGAAUCUAUAUGGGAAGACCCACUUAUGGCAGCUCACGACGACGAGAUUACUAUGACAGAGGGUAUGAUAGAGGGUAUGAUGACCGCGACUAUUACAGCAGAUCAUACAGAGGGGGUGGUGGCGGCGGAGGAGGAGGAUGGAGAGCUGUUCAAGACAGGGAUCAGUUUUACAGGAGGAGAUCACCAUCCCCGUACUACAGCCGAGGGGGCUACAGAUCUCGAUCCAGAUCUCGAUCCUAUUCACCUCGUAAGUAG
Gavia stellata (red-throated loon) is the source of this 904-nucleotide messenger RNA. RefSeq names its product transformer 2 beta homolog (gene TRA2B). Gene Ontology annotation, biological process: positive regulation of mRNA splicing, via spliceosome. The coding region runs from base 38 to 904 and encodes 288 amino acids. Gene Ontology annotation, cellular component: spliceosomal complex. Lineage: Eukaryota; Metazoa; Chordata; Aves; Gaviiformes; Gaviidae. The transcript is spliced from 8 exons. Gene Ontology annotation, molecular function: RNA binding. The record is from RefSeq and is a predicted model, not a curated record.